UUCUACUAUACUGCAAUGAGAGUGGUAGUUCAGGACAUUGCUUCAUAUCACUGGAUGUCGGUCCAGGUUGGAGCUAUUGUUGCGAUCGUUCUUCUCUUUGUUGGCGCAGUACUUCACAUUGUAGGGCUGGCCACACCAGAAUGGUCGGUGGCAAAAGUUGGCGGAGGUAGUUUUGGUCUAUGGGAGGUGUGCUCAGAGUUAGCGUGCGUUAAAUACGCUGAUCUUCCUGGCUUGGUUACCAUUCCAGACAGUAUAAAGGCCUGUGAAGCAAUGGCCAUAAUUGGAAUGCUAAUUAGCUUUGUUGCUUUAGCAGCGGCGGGGAUUGAUCUCUUUCACAAAAUUUCUGGAAAAGAUGCGAGCGCUCCUUUUCGUCUGAUUUCAACAGCCACUUCCAUUAUUUCAUUUGUGUUUAUCUUGAUUGGAAUUAUUAUCUGGGGCACCAAAGAAUACGAACCAGCUUCUGCAGUGGCCAACAUCGGUUAUUCCUUUAUCCAGAGCAUCAUCGGUGGAAUCACCAUCGCUAUUGGUGGAAUUAUUUUUGGCUUGACAAGUUAAAGGUUGGCUUGGAGCCCAGAAAAUAAUUAAUUUGAAAAAACAAAACGUGUUCUUUAUUAUUUUUCCUUAUGUGUUCUAUUAAGACGCUUUAUCUUUUUUUAUGUAGAGGGACAGUAAAUAUAAAAAAUUAAUAGAAGAAGUGUAUGCAUCAUUGAAAUUUAUUUUACAUUGUUUGAGACAUUUGGUAAAUCGCUGAUAUAGAGCAAGAUA
Physella acuta is the source of this 765-nucleotide messenger RNA. Its product is annotated as epithelial membrane protein 1. The record is from RefSeq and is a predicted model, not a curated record. Lineage: Eukaryota; Metazoa; Mollusca; Gastropoda; Physidae. Gene Ontology annotation, cellular component: plasma membrane.